GGAGCUCGCAGGGGUCGGACGUCGUGCGCUCUCACAGCAUGGCCGUGCUGCUGCUGCUGCUGCUGCUCGCGGUCGCCGCCGACGCGGGACGCGCGAAGCCUCGGAACGACGACUUCUCCCUGUGGAUCGACGAGAAACAAGUGCGGGAGUUCAGCGGGUUCCCUAUGGAGAUCUUCGCCAUCCUGGACGGCGUGGUGCUUCCGUACAUCCUUGACCCAAACUUCGAGAAGUACCUGCCCGUGAUCCCCUCGGGAGUGCACUCGGUCAACUUCACCUGGAAGGCCGGUGAGAACAAGCACUACUACUAUGACUUCGACAUCUUGGAGUCCUUGGACGGGUCGAUUCUGAAGGACCCUGUGAUAUCUAUUGAGACCAAAGGAAAAGUACCGCGCAAGGCAAAAGUGUUCCAAGUCUUCCUGCCGUGCUGGGGAAACGUCACCGGAACGGCUUCCUUCGGGAUCGGACUUCGCAUUGCGAACGAGAAGGGGCGCUACCUGAGCGGCACGCCACUUCGGCUGCGUCUGCAGAAGCAGUGCGCCGACAACCGUCCAGACCCUGAAUGUGACCGCAAAUGCGCCAACGGGGGUCGCUGCAACGCUGAGAAGAUCUGCGAGUGUCCGAAGCGAUACAUGGGCCGCUACUGCAGGACAGCGCUGUGCUAUCCACAGUGCAUGAACGGAGGAACCUGCGUGGCCCCAGGAGUGUGCGACUGCGCCGUCGGAUACCAGGGACCACACUGCGAAGGAGGCAUCUGUGCAGAAAAGUGCCUGAACGGGGGAAAGUGCAUCCAGAAGGAUACCUGCUCCUGCCGGCGUGGGUACUAUGGUCCCCGUUGUGAAUACAGCAAGUGCUCUAUCCCGUGCCUCAACGGCGGCCGCUGUGUUGGCGUCAACCAGUGUAGGUGCACGAGGAGCUUUGUCGGCCCACAGUGUGCCCACCGCAUCGACGGCACUGCAGCUGUGCAAAGGGAGCACUGCCAGCGGCGCUGUGUGCAUGGCGUCUGCAUCCGGCACAACCGGUGUCUCUGCGACGAAGGAUUCUUUGGCCGCAGGUGCGCCAGGCGUAGGUAUACCUAGGAGAAAAGAACGUCGGAAGAAGCAAUUUGUCUGAAACCUGCUCAUUUUGAAGACACGGAUAUCAACACUCGUGCGCAUUGCAAGUUCCAAGGACGAUCAGCUUGACAACACUGCCGUGCCAAACAACAGAGUCACACGUGGGGCCAACCGAGGAACCAUCUCAAGAAGCCAGUUGAUGCAGGCAUUGUGUAGAUAUGUGCUGCACUCGUCUUACGUGCACUGAUUUUUAUAUCGAUGCACAGGAACCACCACACAGUGCACACCACAGAAAUGACAGGGUGGUUUUGUAGUGGCUUCCGGCCAGACAAGCAGCCAAGGUGAUGCACAAUAGUGACGUGCUCCAGAGCAACAUGUGCCAAGCAACUUUGCUGUGAUCCUUCUGCGGGCGAGGACCGAGGACUUGGUGCGACCAGAGUGGGAGGCCACCCGACUUGCCCCAUCUAGUCCUGCUUGAAGCAGUGGUACCAGCAAUGUGCGUGUGUCCACUGCUCAACUCUGAUAACUAUUUAUCACAAACAAGCUUCGAGAAGGCAACGCACAGGGCGGCUCACUCAGUCCUCUAUUAACUGUUUUUAACGUCCUACAAGUAAAACCCAGUCUACGAAACUGAACUGUGAACACCGUGGAAAAAUUUAAUUGGCCAACCGAGCAAAAAUAAAAUUGUUAUCCCUUCAA
Messenger RNA from Dermacentor silvarum, 1751 nucleotides. Its product is annotated as protein shifted. Gene Ontology annotation, cellular component: extracellular region; cell surface. The record is from RefSeq and is a predicted model, not a curated record. The transcript has 10 exons. NCBI's taxonomy places the organism in Eukaryota, Metazoa, Arthropoda, Arachnida, Ixodida, Ixodidae. Gene Ontology annotation, molecular function: signaling receptor binding. Bases 39 to 1076 code for a protein of 345 amino acids. Gene Ontology annotation, biological process: anatomical structure development.